Messenger RNA from Acanthoscelides obtectus, 1254 nucleotides. The record is from the annotation of a GenBank genome assembly. Lineage: Eukaryota; Metazoa; Arthropoda; Insecta; Coleoptera; Chrysomelidae.
AUGUCAUCAAAACGAAUGGGAAUGGUGAUGGUACAUAUUUGUGGUACACAUAGGCAUUUUUUUCGUUUGGUGAUUAUUCCUGAAGUUUGAUAAAAUAAAAGUAAUAUCUUAUUAUAUUUCUUCAUAUAUUCAGUAGACCGGUAUGGCUCCAAAGGAAAAGGAUAGUAAAGAUGGAAAGGUUUGCUAUGUUUUACUCACCAUGUUUUCAAAUAAUGAAAAUAUUUGUUUGUAGCCUAUCAAAAUUAAUAAAUGGGAUGGAUCGGCAGUAAAAAAUGCGCUUGAUGAUGCAGUUAAAGAAGUACUUACACACAAAUAUGGCUAUGUAGAAAACUUUGCAUUGAUGGAUGGCAGGCUGCUUAUAUGUGGAAUUGCUGUGGGUGUGGCAACAUUUGCAUUGUUGUGGGAUUACUUAUACCCAUUCCCUCAAUCAAAGCCUGUUUUAAUAGCCUGUGUUAGCACAUACUUUGUGAUGAUGGGCAUUUUAACACUAUACACAACUUACAAGGAAAAAGGAAUUUUUGCUGUGUGUAUUCAAAAGGAUGGUUCUAAGAAGGGCAGUAUCUGGGAGGCAAGCUCAUAUAUGGCAAGAUAUGAUGAUAUCUACAACUUGGUGCUGGUUUUAGCAGAUGGAAAGACCAACAAAAGACGUGAAGCAAGUUCCAAAAAGAGCAUCGGCUACUUUAUUGAUGUGAAUGGCAGUGUAGUGACAGAGCUCAUUGAUGCUGAAGUGACAAGGUUACAUAACUCGCUGUUGAGUGAGCGUAAAGAGAAGUAGUAAAUGUAGAAGUUCUGAAUUGCUUGAUGUGUGUUUAUAAGUUUUGGUGGUAUUAUUUUCUAUCACUUUUUUAAUAUACUAUAAACUUUAUUAUAUUAUGUAAGAAAAGAAGAAAAUAGAACUCCUAUGAAAAAAAUCGUCUGCGUCAUUCAUUAUCCGUGUAUAAAGAAAGGAUUAAAUGAUUAUGAAAGCAUCUGAGAAAAGAUUUUAUUGAAAAAAUCAAUAAUAUUUUCGGAGCGAAAAGACAUUCGUUACGUUUCGUACAGAUUAAUGUAUGACUGCAUAAAAUGUAUUCUUCAGAUUUUAUCAUCUAGAAAUCUUAGUUUUGAUUCGAACUCUAACCUUCAACAUGUUGAGUCAUACUUUAAUCAAAACCUGUACAACACUGAAAACACGAAUGCGAAUCUAAUCAUGUACAACAGGGCUGUCCAACUUAAUGUGGCCCAAGGGUCACUUCAAAAAAAUGCAGUUUGGAGUGC